AUGAAUAAAUUUAUAAGGAAAAACUCUUUAAAUUAAUAAUCGUUGAAAGAAUAAGAAACAAAAAGGUUGAAACAGUUCAUUCUAUAAAUUGAAUAACAGCCAUCCUUAUAUGACUCAUUGACAGAGGAAUAAAUUUUUGGGAUUUUGUGUAUUAUUCUUACUAAAUCAUCCUAUCACAGAACUUAAUCAGAAAUAGAAAUCCUCAAAAAAGCAACCAAACAUAUUGUUUAUUUUCAGAAAUUAUUAGAAAAAGAUUAAGGAGUUUUACUGUGGGAAAGGUGUCUCAGAAAGAUGAGUUAUACUUAUUUAUCGUAUGGUUAGACAUUAUUUCAUGAAGGGGAUGUUGGAACAACAUUUUAUAUAAUAUUACAAGGAAGAGUCAGUAUACACAAAAGAAUUUUAGUUUAAGAUGAUUUUUAAGAUAAGGAAUUAAUAUAGUUAUAAGAUGGGUAAGCUUUUGGAGAAUUAGCUUUAGAGAAUAAUGAGCCAAGAUCAGCUUCUGUCAAAGCAAUCCUUCCAACUCAUUUGGCAGUGUUAGAAGCUGAAGAUUAUAUGGUAAUUAAGAAAACAGUGAUUAAUUAAUAAAGACAAAUGUACUUUGAAGAAUUUGCAAAAUUAACUAUUUUCAAAAGUUGGAAAUUUAUGAGCAUAAAAUCAUUAUUUGAUGUAAUAAAAUAAAAUAAAUACGGGCUUAAUCAUAUAAUUUAUAAAGAAGGAGACCCUUCAAACGAUGUUUAUUUUAUUUCAACUGGAUAAUUUAAAGUGAUUAAAACUCUUCGUAUAAAAAAGAAAGUCUAAGAUAAUUAAAUUGAAGAUGAUUUAGAGCUCCUUAAAGAUUAUUUUGCUUAUACAAAACCAGUUCUAUCGAAUUAGGACAAAAUAGAUAUGCUUUAUUAAAAAAAGAAAUAUGGAAACUUGAUUGCAGGAGAUAAAAAAUCAAUCAUGACGUUAAAGUUUGUUGGGGCUGGAGAAAUGUUUGGGGAACUUGAAAUCUUAAAGUCGAAUGACCUUUGUCGCCAAUUUAGUUAUGUUUCCACUUUUGAAAGUAAUACUGUAUAUUCAGUUUCAAAAAGAGAUUUUUUAAGAGUUCUACAAAAUGAUUAGCCUCUUUAUGAAAGUUUAAAUGUUUUGAAUGACGAUAAAUUAAAGUAAGCACUUGGACAGAUUAAAGCAUAUGAGAAAAACUUUAUUGAUUAAACUGAAAAAUAAAAUAUCCUUUAAAGAACCUAAAUAAAAGAAUAACUCAAUCCUAAACUCUUAACUGAUGACGACAUCGAAAAGAAUGUACUCGUGAAAAACUAAAGUUUAUUAUGUAAAAUUAGCAGCAAAAAAAAAUCUAUAGAUAAAAAAAUAAGAGAGCUAACCUUGACUCUUGAGCCUCCUAAAAAUGAAUCUGAUUCUACCACUUUACUUUCUCAACUCUAUCUUUCUGAAAGACAUAGAAGAUAAAAGACUGAACAACAAAUUGUUUUAAUCUCAAAAAAAACACCUUUAAUGAAAAAAAGAUCAUUUGAAACUAGAAUUAAAUGUGUAAAUACUACCUAACCUUAGGACAUACCAAAAUUAAAUGUCUUUAUAUGCACAGUUAUUACUAAAUUGUUUAAAAAUUAAUAAUUAAAAACAGAAAAAACUGAAGAGGACUUAUUAAAUUAUAAAUUAUAAAAGUCUAACUAUAAUGAAAUAAAGAAGAACCUUGAAAUUCUCUCAGAUAGCCCAAGAUUAAUUUAAAAAAAGACUGGAAGUGAAAGCACUCUAAGCAAAAGAAUUCAUUCCACAACAUCAAGAUAAUAGACUAGUCCAGUUACAUCAAGAUUCAAACAGAUUGAUAAAAUUACUCCAAUUUCAUUUAAGACUUAGCUUCCAUUUGUUCUAUAAAAUAAAUACUUUGGUUUAACAUCUAAAGAACAAUGA
This is a messenger RNA of Paramecium tetraurelia, 1911 nucleotides long. RefSeq lists its product as uncharacterized. The transcript has 4 exons. Lineage: Eukaryota; Ciliophora; Oligohymenophorea; Peniculida; Parameciidae. The record is from RefSeq and is a predicted model, not a curated record.